CUGGCGAUGGAGAGCGUGCGUGCUGCUGUCUACCUGUCCGUCUGUCUGUCCGUGCUGACUACGUCACUCUGUCAGGGUCAGAGGUCGGCCGACAACCCGCUGCCGGCUGCACCGGACGAGCCCAUCCUCCGGCUGGUGAGUCAUCCUCUGGCUGAAGCUCUGCAGGGUUUCCUGGAUGAAGCCGACAGCAGCGCCGGUCUCUCCGUGGAGAAGAAAGCCAGCGUCAUCCCCCGGUGUGAUGUGGGCGAGCGCUGUGCGAUGAAACACGGACCUCGUAUCGGCCGACUGUGCGACUGUCUGCGAGGAGCGGCCUGCAACACCUUCUUCCUGCGCUGCUACUGA
Messenger RNA from Perca flavescens (yellow perch), 342 nucleotides. It is a transcript of the gene cart4, whose product is annotated as cocaine- and amphetamine-regulated transcript 4. Gene Ontology annotation, molecular function: neuropeptide hormone activity. The transcript is spliced from 4 exons. Bases 7 to 342 code for a protein of 111 amino acids. Gene Ontology annotation, biological process: positive regulation of MAPK cascade; negative regulation of appetite; adult feeding behavior. NCBI's taxonomy places the organism in Eukaryota, Metazoa, Chordata, Actinopteri, Perciformes, Percidae. The record is from RefSeq and is a predicted model, not a curated record.